ACAUUCUAAUUCUAAACCUGUAAUUAAAUUUCCCAUUGCUAUUGCCAACUAAAGAGUAGUAGACUAGUAGGAUCAUUCGGUAUCAGUGAUAAUCACACUCCACUUGACACCCACAUUUAAAUUCAUCACCUUUUUCUUGUUUUUCCACUUUCCCAAAUCCCCAAAUCAAUCAAAAUAACUUCUAUCAAAACCAAAAGUAUUCAAAUGCACAAAUUUCAUUCAACUUGAAGAUAAAUGGAAAUCACAAUAAAACCACUUAGAAAAAAACCAUGGUUCAUACCAUUAAUCUUAUCUCUCCUAACAUCAUCAAUCUUAAUAAUGUUCUCAUUGUUUUUCACUUCAAAUCUAAAUCCAUUUCAUCAAACACCAACAAAAUCAAAAACCAACCAAAACCACCCAUUAUUUGUUGAAUCAAGGCUCACAAUUUCACCAAUAAAGUCACAAAAUUCAACACCAAGACUUGCAUACUUGAUAUCUGGGUCAAGUGGGGAUGUCAAGGCUUUGAAAAGGACAUUAAAGGCAUUGUAUCAUCCAUUGAAUCAAUAUGUUGUUCAUUUGGACCUUGAAUCACCAGCUGAAGAAAGAUUGGAACUUGUUGAUUUUGUAAACAAUGAAAGUGUGUUUAAAGAAGUUGGGAAUGUGAGAGUGGUGUCAAGGUCUAAUUUGGUCACUUAUAGAGGCCCAACUAUGGUUACAAAUACACUUCAUGCUGCUUCUAUUUUAUUGAAAGAAGGUGGUGAUUGGGACUGGUUUAUAAAUUUGAGUGCUUCUGAUUAUCCUUUAGUUACUCAAGAUGAUUUGCUUCACACAUUUUCAACUGUUCCUCGAGACCUUAAUUUUAUCGAGCAUACAAGUGACAUUGGUUGGAAAGAGUACCAAAGAGCUAAGCCUGUUAUUAUUGAUCCAGGGCUUUAUAGUCUGAAAAAAGCAGAUGUGUUCUGGGUAUCCCAGAAAAGAAGUGUGCCUACUGCUUACAAGCUCUUCACAGGUUCUGCUUGGAUGAUGCUUUCACGGCCCUUUAUUGAAUACUGUAUAUGGGGAUGGGAUAACCUUCCAAGAAUUGUGCUCAUGUACUAUGCCAACUUUCUUUCAUCUCCCGAAGGGUAUUUCCACACAGUAAUCUGCAAUGCUGAAGAAUUUAGAAACACAACUGUAAAUCAUGACCUUCAUUUUAUUUCUUGGGAUAACCCCCCGAAACAGCACCCUCAUUUUCUGUCCAUUGAUGAUUAUGAACGUAUGGUAGAAAGCCAUGCACCUUUUGCUAGAAAAUUUGGUGCAGAUACGGAAUUACUUGACAAAAUAGACUCUGAACUUCUAGGGCGUGAACCAGAUGGGUUUGUCACAAGUAAUUGGUUUGAUAGAAGUGAUACAAAUAAAACUAUAGCUGAACACAUGAUUAGGAAUGCGACAGAGCUGAAACCAGGCCCUGGAGCAGAGAGGAUCAAGGCCCUGGUUGGUGGUAUGCUAGAUCACAAAGAUUUCCAUAUGAAGCAUUGUAUUUGAUAACUUCAGUAGAACCAUCUUCCUGAAGUCACUUGGCCCAUCUUCCUCCAUUUCUAGGUUUCAUGGGCUUCUGGAAAUGAGAUCUGCGUGACAAUAAGGUACCGAAGUAAUUUGAUAGAAAAGUUAACUUGUAAGCACCAAAAGGGUGUCACUACUGAUGUAGUGAUGUAUGCUAUCCAAGAUUAAGUUUUCUUGGAAUAUAAUUGUAGAGAUCUCAAAGAUAUACAAGUAUUAGUUCAGAACAUAAAUAAUAUCACGUUAGACCCUCGUGAAAACAUGAUUGUAUCUUGAAAUGGCCGUAUAAGAUCUAGUUUUUGAAA
Messenger RNA from Erigeron canadensis, 1823 nucleotides. Its product is annotated as beta-glucuronosyltransferase GlcAT14B-like. NCBI's taxonomy places the organism in Eukaryota, Viridiplantae, Streptophyta, Magnoliopsida, Asterales, Asteraceae. Gene Ontology annotation, cellular component: membrane. The record is from RefSeq and is a predicted model, not a curated record. Gene Ontology annotation, molecular function: glucuronosyltransferase activity. The transcript has 5 exons. The coding region runs from base 235 to 1503 and encodes 422 amino acids.